Molecule: messenger RNA, 1005 nt
Organism: Triticum turgidum subsp. durum (durum wheat)
Lineage: Eukaryota; Viridiplantae; Streptophyta; Magnoliopsida; Poales; Poaceae
Source: the annotation of a GenBank genome assembly
AUGGAGGUCCAGAUGAGACGGGGCGGCGCGAUGGGCCUGGUCCAGGCGGCGGCGGCGGUACUCUCCUACGUGGUGCUGAUCAUGGCGUCGACGGCGGGGGUGCGCGCGCAGCUGCGGGUGGGGUUCUACGACAGCUCGUGCCCGGCGGCGGAGAUCAUCGUGCAGCAGGAGGUGAGCAAGGCGGUGUCCGGCAACCCGGGCCUCGCGGCGGGCCUCCUCCGGCUCCACUUCCACGACUGCUUCGUGGGCGGCUGCGAGGCGUCGGUGCUGGUCGACUCCAGCAAGGGCAACACGGCGGAGAAGGACGCCGGGCCCAACACGAGCCUGCGCGGGUUCGAGGUGGUCGACCGGAUCAAGGCGCGGGUGGAGCAGGCCUGCUUCGGCGUCGUCUCCUGCGCCGACAUCCUCGCCUUCGCUGCCAGGGACAGCGUCGCGCUGACCGGCGGGAACGCGUACCAGGUGCCCGCGGGGCGGAGGGACGGGGGCGUGUCGCGGGCGCAGGACACGGGCGGCAACCUGCCGCCCCCGACCCCCAACGUGAACCAGCUCACCAAGAUCUUCGCCUCCAAGGGGCUCAGCCAGAAGGACCUGGUGACCCUGUCCGGCGCGCACACCAUCGGCGGCUCGCACUGCAGCUCCUUCAGCAGCCGCCUGCAGACGCCGUCCCCGACGGCGCAGGACCCGACCAUGGACCCCGGCUACGUGGCGCAGCUGGCGCAGCAGUGCGGCGCGUCCGCUGCGCCGGGGCCGCUGGUGCCCAUGGACGCCGUCACCCCCAACUCCUUCGACGAAGGGUUCUACAAGGGCGUCAUGUCCAACCGGGGCCUGCUCGCCUCCGACCAGGCGCUGCUCAGCGACGGGAACACCGCCGUGCAGGUGGUCUCCUACGCCAACGACCCGGCCACCUUCCAGAGCGACUUCGCCGCUGCCAUGGUCAAGAUGGGCUACAUCGGCGCGCUCACCGGCAGCAGCGGCAAGAUCAGGGCCAACUGCAGAGUCGUAUGA